AUGACUAAGGGCGCCUACUUGGCUGACUCAUCUUCCACCCCGAGGAUCCUCGAUGCCUCCAGUUCCUCUUCAGAAGUUCAGGCCUCAUGUCAUGUUGAUGAGAGGCUGCAUCCAUCGUCUGUCUAUUCGUUCUUGAUCGUCCUCUGGCUUCCGCGCAACAACCUCGAGCGUUUCCAAUACAUGGUCGGCUUCGUCCUCCACCUUUUCACGUCACCAUUCAUGAACAUCAUCGUCUUGGUUUAUUCCCUCAUCAAAUCGGACGACAUUUCAUGGGGAAAGACGAGGGAGGUCGUCGCGGGCGGUGACGACGACCGUGACGGCGACGCUCUUGGUGGACGUGGGACGCAUUGA
Messenger RNA from Hirsutella rhossiliensis, 351 nucleotides. RefSeq names its product chitin synthase domain-containing protein. Bases 1 to 351 code for a protein of 116 amino acids. The record is from RefSeq and is a predicted model, not a curated record. The transcript is spliced from 2 exons. NCBI's taxonomy places the organism in Eukaryota, Fungi, Ascomycota, Sordariomycetes, Hypocreales, Ophiocordycipitaceae.